Lingula anatina is the source of this 2474-nucleotide messenger RNA. RefSeq lists its product as uncharacterized. NCBI's taxonomy places the organism in Eukaryota, Metazoa, Brachiopoda, Lingulata, Lingulida, Lingulidae. The record is from RefSeq and is a predicted model, not a curated record.
AUGCGCCUUCAAGCUUCAUUGGGCGUCCCCCUCGCGAACGACGUCGACGCUGCGAACGACGCUGCGGGCUCUGAUGGCGACGCCUCGAAGGUGAUACGGCAACUGCAGAGCACGGUGGCGGCCUUGGGCAGGCAACUUAUCAUGCAGCAGCUGUUUGUAGAGGAAAGAAUACGGUCUGAGGGGAGCUCGGGGAUAAAACAGAUCAGACUUCAGACGGACGGCACGCGGCCGUACCACUCCACGACGUACACCGGUAACAGCGCCGUCAGUAUUCAUAACCAUGCUAACUACGACCGCACCAUAGGGAUGGGAGAGUUCGUCGCCGUAUUGAACGGGGUGGAGUUCCGGACCAGACAUAACGAUUACAAGUUCGUCAUGCCAUGCCGGAGAAGCAGAGAUUUUCACUGCACAGAGGAUAUCCCUUUCCCUGAUGUGCCACCAGAGGUCAGGAAUAAAGCCACGGUGCAGGAACAAAUAGCGGAGAUGAAGGAGUGGUUUAAAGCCUGGAAAAAUCAAGACAAAUCUCACAGAGAUUACACUAAAUACUUCAAAGCCAACCUUUGCUACUUAGAAGGAGCCUGGAUGAAAAGUUCAGCAUCUUUAGAAGAGUCUUUCGACAGCGAUCGCCACUUUUUGGACGCCACGGACUGGUUUGACCUGCACGAGAAGGCUCGCUUCAGCGCGUACUCUGGUCGCAAGGACAACCUUGAGAACUUUGCCUAUCUUCCCGUCACCAUUUCCGGUCUCAUCAACGGCACGAUUCCCGAGCUUGCGCAAUGGAAUUACCGGAUAUUAUGUCAUCCUCUGAAGAAGGACAUACCGUUCAGCCACUUCCGGACCGUGGACGACCUUCAUUCCAGAAUGGCCUACAAAUCCAGCAUGGCGCUACAAACCGGAUCACGAAGAGCGAGGUUCCAACUAAACCCUGACAACCGCGGGUACUGGAGUGAAGAGAAGGCGUAUCAGCGUAGUUUUCUGGACGAGCUGAUGGAGCAGAUCCCAGGCAAGGACAAUUAUCCAGCUAAUAUAACAGACGACAUCUUUGGUUACACGGCCUUCACCUUGGACCCGGACGAAGACGGCAACGACCGCGUGCUGAAUGCCGGUUACUACCAUCGUUGGUUUAAAGUCGCUAAAAAGGGAGCAAACGGCUUAACACAGAUGCAUCGUAGUUACUCAGACCAGAACAUCUUCAUGGCUAUGACAACACAAGAGAAAGUAGCCGGUCUAAGUAUUAAAGAUUGUAAACUAAGGAAGAAAAACAACAGAGUUAAAGACUGCGGCAGAGUAGAACAAAAGUGGACCUAUGCUAUCCCCCUGGAGAUCGUGUAUUCAACGCCUCUGAGUUCCUGGAACCCUUACAACCUGCACUUCAAAGGAGACGCCAAGUCCGACCUUGGGAAGACUGUGAGAGCGGGGCCAAACGGUUCUGUCCGUAAUGGAAAGAAGGAAGCCAACUUGGCAUUUGAUGGUACCAACAAUGCCUUUUACUACCACACUCCGGUAGAGAUGUUCUACACCAACGGGGAUAAGGACGCUGCGGACACCGUGAGAUAUAGAGGCGUUGGUGUCUUGGACAGACAAGGCGAAGUAAAAUCGGUAGAUGCCUCUGGUUUUCGAAUUGAACUUAACAUAGAUGGCGCUGGUGAAAUUCGUCAGAGAUGGCCCAUUAUGCCCGUGUCGGUAGAGGGCAGCACCAUCAUGAAGGAGAUCGAGGCACUAAAGGACAUGGUCAUGGAGCAGCGGAAGUACAUCAGCUUGUACCGGGAAUUACCGAUUGCCCUGUCCUCUGAUAAUGCCACGGAAUAUGCUCCAACUCUGCGCGACAUCGAGCUCGAAACAACGGUCGCCACGGAGGACCCGCCUGGCCCCCAUACCCACAUGGUACGACUGACUGCUGACCACAUCAAAAUCAUGAAAGAAGAUGGCCGCGCCGUCACUGUUAUGACGUCAACAGACUUUGGGCAUUUUCACCAGCUGAGGGUCAGAUACGUUAAACGAUGCGACUGCUUCCGCAUAUCAAAGUGUGACAACCAAAGAGGCGGUUGCUGGGACGGACACUCAGUGGAGCUAAUCCCUACGGCAGGCUAAUAAAUGCGCAUGCGUACAGACACCGGCUAGUUCCUGAAGGUUGUCAGACAAUCUGCAACAUAGAAACAGUUCAUGAAUAAAUCAGACAUCAAUUGUAUAUCUCACAGUUUUAUUUGUAAUAGAAGAUCAUGUGAUGAUUUUAUUUUAUUUUUCUAUUCAUCUUUUAUGGGGGUAGAUUGGAAAGGGAGUUGGCAAGAACAAGUGUGGGAUGAUGUUUUAUUUGUAGUUUAAUUAAGAUUUUGUUGCAUCCAUUGUCAGUCAUUGCACGUUAGUCAACCGGUUUGAGUAAAUCCAGCUCUUACAAACUGUUUUUACUGUUGUUUAUAUAAUGUGGUGCUCAAAAGAAGGCUUUGAAACCCUUUGAAUAAAACAUGUUGCUAUGG